AUGAGAUGCACUUUUCCAACUCUUGAUAAAAAGUUGGAGAAAUUCUUCGCCUGGUACACUCGAAACUUUUUAGUCGACUAUUAUUAUGUGAGUUUUGAUUUUUUUUUAUUUUUUUGGGAAACUUUUUGAUUUCAGGUUUUUCUAAUUGCUCCAAUAAUAUUAACUGGAUUUUGCGGUGCUGGAUUUUAUUGGAUAAAAGAAUUAACACUUCUAGAUGCUAGGAAAUUAUAUACCCCAGUAGCUUCGCCUUCAUGGAGAGAGGAAAAUGUAUUCAGUGAGGUAGGCCUUCAUAUUUUUAUAAAAAUGUAAUUUCUUCGGACCAAUAAAAUUAUUGCAGCUCUGGCCAGUGAAAUCUUUCGAAUUUCUGCCUGAACGAACAUUUCAAUGGAAUCGUUAUCUGUAUCUUGUUGUUCACGGAAGACCGUUUGAUAACGGAACUUAUCCCAAUUUAUUAGAAGGAACUUAUUUAGAUGAUAUCGCUAAAAUCGAAAAUGAAGUUGCCGAAAAUGUAACAUUUAUUAGAGAAGCUGCACUUCUUGAUAAUCCAGCUUUGAUGAGAAAAAGGCAUACAAAUGAUACAGAUAUAGAGUUGAUGAAUACAACCAUGACAUUCAAGGUAACCAAAAAAUUUAAAUUUUUUGUAAACUUGAAAUUCUUUAGGAUGUUUGUAUGAAUUGGUAUGGUGAUUGUUAUCGAGAGAAAAAUGUGAUAGAAAUGUUAAAACGUCGACAUGAAUUAGAUGCUCGAGGAAUAUCUGUCACAUUUCCACAAGUAAAUCAAGAAGGAACUCCAAUUUACAUCGCUUUCGUAAUUGGAGGCGUCGACACAUUUCCAAAUGACACAAUCAAAUCAACAAAAGCAAUGAGACUUUGGUAUUUUCUGAAAUUCGAUGAUGAAGAACAAGAUCAGCUCGCAAAAUAUUGGGAAGAUUCGGCUGAACAAUUUGUUCGUGAAAAAUAUGCGGAUCAUCCAACAAUUCAAUGUCAUAUAAAGCAUUCGAGAAUUUUGGAUCAGGGUUUGACGAGAAACGCUAACCGAUUAAAACCAUAUUUCAAUGUCACAAUAGCUGUUCUCGUCCUUUUUACAGCCUUUUAUUCGGUUAAAUGGUAUUUCCAUACGAAGGAUAAUAAAUGGACAGGUGGGCAAGAUCUCUCGAAAAUCGGGGAGAAAAAAAAAGUUUCAGUUCAUAUCGAUUGGUUGAGAAGUAAACCAAUGUUAGCUCUCGGAGGGGUUCUAUCUUCUGUUCUUGCGAUUAUUUCUGGUAUCGGAUUGAUGCUUUGGUUUGGAAUGUUUUUUGCCGAAAUUACACUCAUCGCUCCAUUUUUAGUUCUUUGUAAGUUUUCAAUUUUUUUUAGAAAACAUCACAUUAAAAAAUGUUUUAUAGCAAUCGGAGUGGAUGAUAUGUUCAUCGCUGUCGCUGCCUGGCACAACACAGAAAUGAAAUAUCCUGGAAGAUCAGAAAAAGUGUUGAAACAACGAAUGGUCGAAGCAAUGUCCGAAUCAGCGGUCGCUAUUUUCAUCACAUCUUUCACUGAUGUUUUAUCUUUCGGAGUUGGAACAAUUACAGAUAUUAUAGCUGUUGAAGGUUUUUGUGCAAUGACAGCUGCUUGUAUGUUCUUCACAUUCCUUUAUCAAAUAACAUUUUUUGCCGCUUUGAUGGUAAUAUCAGCAAAAGCGCAAAUGAGCGGAAGAAAUUCGUGUAUGCCUUGUAUUUCGGCAGAAGAUAUUUAUACAAUUGAAGAUGGAUCAUUGCAAAAGAAGAAAAAAAGUAUCAAAAGUUGAAAAGGAACCCGAAAUUGAAAAGAAAGCAGAGGGAUCUUUGGAUAGUUCCUCUUCAGAUCCAUCUGAAAUUCAUAUCGCUGUGAAAAGUCGCGGUGCAAUGGGACAUUUCUUCCGAGAUUAUUAUGUUCCAUGGCUUUUGAAUUGGAAAACUAAAUUAGCAAUGUUAUUCGUUUUCAUUGGUUAUUUAGCUAUUUCGAUUUAUGGAAUGUGUAUUAUGGAACAAGGUUUAGAUUAUGACAAAUUAUUAUUACAUUCUGAUCCACUUGUUGAGGCACUUCGAAGAGAAAUUGAUUUGUUCCAUGGUGGAGAUCAAAUCGAAAUUGCGAUUCAGAAUGCACCAAACUUAACAAUCGCAGAAAAUCGUGAUAGAAUUGAAACAAUUGCACAAGAGUUUGAAAAUAUUUCUUACGGUAACUAAGAUUUUUAGCUCAAGUUUUCAAUUACUAAAUUUCCAGCACUUGGUGGAAAAGGAACAUCAUUUUGGUUACGAGAAUAUAUAAAGUAUAGCAAUGUCACCGGUUCUUAUAUGAAUGAUGAUCGAGAAAGUUGGGUGAUCGGAGUUUAUGAAUGGUCCCAAUUAUUUGCAUUUUAUAAACUUUGGUCGCAAGAUUUUGUAUGGAAAAAUGAAAGUGAUUACGAUACUUUGGAACUAAAAGCAUACCGUUUCCGAAUUGGAGUUCAUCGAUUAUCAACACCAACAGAUCUUGUAUUAGUAACUGAUGAAUUGCGAGCUGUUGCAGAUCGACAUUCUGAUUUAGAUAUUGUGACAUAUCAACAAUCAAGAGCAAUUGCAGAUCAAUUAAAUGUUAUUAUCAGUUCAACACUGACCAAUGAUUUUCUAGCAAUGUUCUGCAUGUUUUGUGUGGCUCUCAUUUUUAUUCCAAAUCCGAUUUGUGCAGUUUUCAUCACAAUUGCAAUGAUCACAAUUGAUGUUGGUGUUGUUGGAUUAUUAUCUUUAUGGAGUGUUAAACUCGACCCAAUUUCUAUGAUCACAAUUAUCAUGUCAAUUGGUUUCAGUAUCGAGUUUUCUGGUAAAAAAUAUUUUUCAAUAAUUGAAAAAUUGUGAAUAUUUCAGCUCACAUUACUCACGGAUUCGUCAGCAAUGAGAAUAAUCUAUCAGCGUUUGAUCGAUGUGUUGAUGCUAUGGAAAAACUUGCAUGGCCAGGUAGAAAAAAACAAAAAUUUUGAAAAUAAUCCAAAAUUCUGAAUUUCAGUGGUCCAUGGAAGUUUGUCAACAAUUCUGGGUGUAACAGUUCUUGCAUUCAUCGAUUCUUACAUGGUUCUAGUAUUCUUCAAAACAAUCUUCCUUGUUCUCGUAAUCGGUGCCUGGCAUGCUUUGAUGCUUCUCCCAAUUCUUUUAUCAAUCGUCAUUCCAUUGUUAGAAAACUUUGCCGAAAAAGCGAGACGUGCCAAACUUCGCCGAAAAAAUCAGAAUAAAAAUAGUGUUUAUGCCAUCAAUUUGCCAGUGAAUGUAUCAUCCUAG
Molecule: messenger RNA, 3265 nt
Organism: Caenorhabditis angaria
Lineage: Eukaryota; Metazoa; Nematoda; Chromadorea; Rhabditida; Rhabditidae
Source: the annotation of a GenBank genome assembly